UUUUCUCAGAAACGUCUUGGAAAGCCUCAAGAAAGGAAACUUCAGAGCAAACAGAAUCAACUAGGGAUCAUGACUAUACAUCCAACACAUGCAUACCAGCACGGGUCCAGCCGAGGCCUCCAAAAUGAUGCCCUGCCAGCCUCAGCUGGUUCUCAAGUGAUGAUGUCCUUGAAGUCUCUGUGGCCCGUGACUCAAGAGUUAAGAAUUGCCAAGAAGAUGCUUUUAGAAGAAAUUAAAGCCAAUCUUUCCUCUGAUGAGGAUGGAUCUUCAGAUGAUGAACCAGAGGAAGGGAAAAAAAGAACUGGAAAACACAGUGAAGAAAACCCAGGAGAUGAGGAAGGAAAAAAUCAAGUCAAUUCUGAAUCAGAUUCAGAUUCUGAAGAAUCUAAGAAGCCGAGAUACAGACAUAGGCUUUUGAGGCACAAACUGACUGUGAGUGAUGGGGAAUCUGGAGAAGAAAACAAGAUGAAGCCUAAAGAGCACAAAGAAGCCAAGGGCAGAAAUAGAAGGAAGGGUAAGACAUUUUAAUUCUGAAUGUAAGGAACAUAGCGGUUUUAUAAACUAAUUAUAGUAAUGAAAUUUAAGUAUCACUGU
Messenger RNA from Ceratotherium simum simum (southern white rhinoceros), 594 nucleotides. The record is from RefSeq and is a predicted model, not a curated record. Lineage: Eukaryota; Metazoa; Chordata; Mammalia; Perissodactyla; Rhinocerotidae.